UCACCUCACCCGGCAGCGUUUGCCUGCGAUUUCAGUGGUGGUGGAUUCGGUCCUUAUCGUUUGCCAUAAAACAGGCAGAGUGUGAAACUGCUAGAAAAUGUGUCAGCCUCAUGAGUGAAAAUUUUUGACAGACCAGUCCCUCCAGUCCAGACCGUCAGUACGGUAAUACCACACGGGUGCGUGCUCCGAGCGAUUGGAUUACCCACGGGUUGAGACACGGAUUGUGGAUUCGGCUAGAAACGCGCUAGUGGUUCCGGAUUGCAGGGGAGUGUGUUCCAUAUUUGGGAAUUCGUGAAGAUCUCGGUGGAAGUAGACGAGGAAGAUUGAAGAAAUGUGUCACUUGGAAGCAGAGUGUUGAAAUUUGGUGUGUAAUUUUGCACAAAAAAGGGGGUUUCCUGACGUAGUUUGCCAGGAAGUGAAAAUUGGGGCUUCCGGGCGACGGUGAAGAAGAGGUCACACACAGAACGUGCUCGAUGAGCUGAGACUUGCAGUGGCGUGUAGCGUACAGUCUGCAGCCGAUGAUGUAGUUCGUCCAGGCGACAUUUAGAAUUUUCACACCAUACGAGUAUCACAAAACCAGAACACUGCAUGCCGCUGUCCCUUGAGAUCAUACAAAACACCACAGGUUCCGCACCGUAUUUGGUUUUUGUGUGAUUGACAAGUGUUGAUAAGAGCGGCAGAAAUCGUCUAGUUAUCAAGCGAACGCGACACACCGGAAGAAUCCAAUACCUCGAACCCACUAGAAAAAUAAAAGUCGUGUUGCGAAACUGCAAGGAAAAUCGAUUGCGUGUCGCACACACAUCCUGAUCCCGAAGAAGACUCAACCGAGGAGGUAGGCUUCAUCCCGAACGGCAGCAGUCGUGAUUCCACGUUGAAUGCUUGCUUACAUAAUUGGAACAACCUUCAACUCUGCGUGAACGCAAGGUUCUCCAGCAAUCAGCUCUAAUAGCGUAUUCUGCGUUUCAGAAGUUCUCCAUGAACGAGUGAAUCCGUCAGAGAGCAUCUCGCAACGCCAAGAACUACCCCCAUCAGGUCGUUCCUCCGGUAUUCGCGUAAUCGUGCCAUGCCGCGACCAUCGAACCGCUCAACGCUCGUUAGCCACCUCGUCGUCGCAAUCGCCCCGAGAUAGCAUAGAUACGCUGGAGCCCUCGUAUUGCGCUGAUUAACAGCAAUCUCCGUCGCCGUCACCAUUAUCACGCCGCACCAGCAGCAGUACAGUCACAAUUUCUUCAGUUUGAUCUCCCGCUCCAAAAUCACUCGGGCAAAACCUCCCUGACAUCCUCCCGCUGACCCCUAAACAAAAACCUCCUCCUCCCACCUCCUCCCCGUAAAAUGCCCCUCGAAACCAGCGAUCUGCACCCGGAACCGGUUCCGCCAGCGCAUCCACCUCCUCCGGACGUCCCGGACCAAGCCAACGGAGGCUACCCCCCGCACAACCCGGACCUCUACGCCUCGAUCCGCAGCAACAAAUCACAAAUGGCGGCCGCAAUCCGCUCCUCCAACCGCCGCGUCGAGGAAAAACACCACCCGGAAGGUCACUCGACCCUGGUCGAACUCCUCACCGAGACGUCCCAAGCGUCCGUGCACGACAUCCUGAACGAUGGCGAGGAGGACCAAAUGUUCGUCACCGGCUACGAAAAGUCCUCCGUCCGGACGUUCUUCUGCUACGUCGGCUUCGUGCUCACCCUCGGAAUCAUGCGGCUCGUGAUGCACUGGUGGCAACACUGGCUGCUGCUCGCGACCCACCGGAAGUGCUCGCUCGAGGUCGCCCAAAAGGUGCUGGUUCACGAGCGGUACCAGGACAAGCACGAUGCGUACUACGUCAAGAACGUCAUCACGAUGAACGCCGAAGCAAUCAGCGAGGUGACCUCAACCAGCAAGCGUCUCUCGACCAACGGCCAGUGCAUCGUCAAGGAGCUCCAGCAGAAUGGCAUCACGAACCGGGUGGCGUUCUUCAACGAGUGCAGCCCCUUCCAGGUGGCCUUCCACCGGACCGGAGGCCGCUUCGAGCACUUUGACUCGAUCCGGUUCUUCUGCUGCAAGAAGCUGCGCUACAUCUGGAGUCCGGAAACGAAGCGAUUCGUCAAGCUACGCGGCAUGGACGUUGAUGUGCCGAGCGUGACCAUCCAUCACAACAAGGGACUGUCGACGUACGAGCAGAACAUCCGCCGGCUGGUGUACGGAAGCAACGAGAUCCUGAUCCCGCUGCGAGGUGUCGUGACCCUGCUGUUCCUCGAAGUGCUCAACCCGUUCUACGUGUUCCAGAUCUUCUCGGUGAUCCUGUGGUUCGCGUACGAUUACUACUACUACGCAACGGUCAUCAUGCUGAUGAGCGGGUUUGGCAUUACGGUGUCCAUCAUCCAGACCCAGAAGAACCAAAAGGCGCUGUACUCAACGGUCAAGAGCAGCGACACCGCAACGGUUAUACGGGAAAAUUGCGAGUCCGAGCAGAUCGAAACCCGCCUGCUGGUUCCCGGAGACGUUCUGGAAAUCCCCGCAACCGGUUGCACCAUGCAGUGCGAUGCGGUCCUAAUAUCCGGAAACUGCAUCCUGGACGAAUCCAUGCUGACUGGAGAGAGUGUUCCCGUUACCAAGACCCCACUUCCACUGAAACGUGAUCUCAACUACGACAACAAGGAACACGCCAGACACACGCUCUUCUGUGGCACCAAGGUCAUCCAGACGCGCUACAUCGGCAGCGAAAAGGUUCUGGUCAAGGUGAUCAACACCGGAAACAUCACCGCCAAAGGCGGCCUAAUCCGAUCGAUCCUCUACCCACCCCCAGUCGACUACAAGUUCGAAAAAGACUCGUACAAAUUCAUCAUGGUGCUAGCGUUCCUCGCCGGCUGUGGUUUUCUGUACACCGUAACCACCAAGAUACUGCGCGGCGUAGGCGCCCUCAAGAUCAUCGUCGAAUCGCUCGAUCUGAUCACGAUCGCCGUCCCCCCGGCUCUACCCGCCGCCAUGACCGUUGGUCGCAUGUACGCCCAGAAGCGGCUCCAGAAGAACAACAUCUACUGCGUGUCACCACGGGCCAUCAACGUUUCCGGCAGUAUCGACUGCGUUUGCUUCGACAAAACGGGAACCCUCACCGAGGACGGACUCGACAUGUGGGGCGUCCUGCCGAAAGACUCCACCAACAACUUCCAGAUCCCGCUGACCCAGAUCAACCGCCUGCCCAUGUCGGAGCACUUGCUCAGCGGAAUGCUGACCUGCCACUCGAUCACCUUCGUCAACGGGGAAAUGCGCGGUGACCCGCUAGAUUUGAAGAUCUUCGAGUCGACCGGCUGGAUCCUCGAGGAAGCGAACGUGUCCGACGAGACCAAGUACGACCUGCUGUUCCCGACCAUCGUCAAGCCACCGCGUACCGACUCCAAGGACAACCUGAACCUCGAGCUGGACGUCGCGUACGACAACUCGAACGACAUCGGCAUCGUGCGGGAGUUCUCCUUCACCAGUGCUCUCCAACGCAUGUCGGUCAUCACGCGCAAGCUCUCCGACAACCACUUUAACGUGUACUGCAAGGGAUCCCCCGAAAUGAUCUCCAGCCUGUGCAAGCCGGAAAGCAUCCCGGAGGACUUUACCAGCAAGCUCGGGUUCUACGCCCAGCAGGGCUACCGGAUCAUCGCGAUCGCGUACAAAUCGCUGGACAAAAAGAUGAACUACUCCAAGGUGCAGAAGGUGUCCCGCGAGAAGAUCGAGAGCGAUCUGCAGUUCCUGGGCUUUGUGAUACUGGAGAACCGGCUCAAGACGGACACGGAGGAGGUGAUUGAGAGCCUGAACGCGGCCAACAUUCGCUGCAUCAUGGUAACCGGCGACAAUCUGCUGACCGCUGCCAGCGUAGCGCACGACUGCGGGAUGGUGAUGCCGGGCCAGAGCCUGGUGACGGUGACGGCGCACGUGGACAAGAGCGGCUCGAACAAGUACUUCUUGAGCUACGACAUCACCGGUCAGCCACAGCUGACGCAGUCGGACAUAAUCAACGACAACAGCGUCAGCGACGAGAAGCGCAACGGGAACUACACGCUGAUGACCCAGUCGAACAGCGUGAGCAGCUGCGAAACGAUCGACACUUGCACGCUGUCGACGCAGGUGAGCGCGUUUGAGAAGGAGGCGCAUAGGAUCACGAUCGAAGGGGAGGGCGAGAAGACGAUAGCUGCGGGGAAGGGAGGAUCGUUCCGGUUUGCGUUGACUGGGAAGACGUGGGCGAUUAUAAAGGAGCACUUUGUGGACUUGGUACCGACGAUCAUCACUUUCGGAACGGUGUUCGCGCGGAUGUCUCCGGAUCAGAAGCAGCAUUUGAUUAGCGACUUGCAGAACUUGGGUUAUUACGUGGCGAUGUGUGGGGAUGGAGCGAAUGACUGUGGAGCGUUGAAGGCAGCGCAUACCGGGAUUUCGUUGUCGGAAGCGGAGAGUUCGGUGGCGUCGCCGUUUACCUCCAAGAAUCCGACCAUUGCAUGCGUCCCGAAGGUGAUCAAGGAAGGUCGAGCGGCGCUGGUGACAUCGUUUGGAAUUUUCAAGUACAUGGCCGCGUAUUCGCUGGUGCAGUUUGCUUCCGUGUUGAUCCUGUACUCGAUCGAUUCCAACUUGACCGAUCUGGAGUUUUUGUACAUUGAUCUCUUCAUCAUCUCGGUAACGGCGUUCUUCUUCGGCAAGACGUCCUCGUAUGACGGUCCGUUGGUGAAGCAAACUCCAUCGAACUCGUUGAUAUCGUUGAGUCCGCUGCUGUCGCUGGCACUGCACUUGAUCGUUGCGCUGGGAUUCCAGGUUGCGGGUUGGUACCACAUCCAAGCCCAACCGUGGUUCGUUCCGUUCAACUACACCGACGAGCUGGCGUUGAACGACCUAGGCUGCUACGAGAACUACGCCGUUUUCUGCAUCUCCACGUUCCAGUACAUCAUCCUGGCGAUCGUGUUCUCCAAGGGUGCUCCGUACCGCAAGUCGAUCAUCUCCAACUACGGCUUCCUGGUGGCCAUCAUCUUCAACACGUGCCUGUCAAUCCUGCUGACGCUGUACCCGCCCGUCUGGCUGCAGGACCUCUUCCAGCUAGUCGUUCCCCAGGACGACAUGAUCUUCCGGGCGUACCUGGUCGGGUAUGGCGUGGCCAACUUCAUCCUAGCGCUGUUCAUCGAGAAGUACAUCAUCGACGAGAUCGCGUUCAAGAAGCUACGCUACCGCUGGCACAACAUUGCCAAGUCACGGCGCAAGUACUUAAUGAUCGAGCACAGCUUCCGCAAGGAGGUGCAGCACCCGAGCGACUUCAAAACCGUGCUCGGCUGGUCCAGCGAGAAGUACGAUUACUGACAGCUCCUGCUGCUCGAGCUGGCGAUCUGGCCACUUCGGUAGCGACCGCCGCCGUCGCCGCCGGACUUGUUCUAUUUGUUUUCAGUUUUAUUUAUCCGUACACGAUUAAGGAGUGCAAACUGCCAACAAACGGUUUUUUUCUUUUUCUGAUCACCACCACGUGUGGUGAGUGGCUUUUGCGAGAGACCACACACGCGCAUGAGUUUUGUGUUUUAAAUUAAUUGUGGUGUAAAUAGUUGUAAGUGCCAUAAUUGUAUUAUGUUAACCGUCGAUACGAUCAGCAAAGCGGACGCGGAAUAAAGUUUUCACUUGUGAUAAAUGUGUAACGCCCGGAGGAGAGUGAAGCCGGAAACAGAAUGGGAUUUUAGGAAGUAGCAACAACACACGACACAACACUACAAACAAAAAGAAUACAGGAAAUUUUUAGCGCUGUGCAGAAUCGAAAUCAAAGGAAGACAAUAAUCAAAAUUUGUAUAAAUUAGUGCACGAGAUAUCCCCUUGGGCAAGAUUCGCUAAACAAACCCAACCCAACUAAACCGAAACGGAACGCUUCUCCUGGAGUCCUCCCCAUCGCUUCUGCACACGAAAAUUACCCCGCACUCGGUGAGGUUUGUGAGAUUGCUUUUGAGAAACUAUCGUGAUGAUGAAUAACGCCUUUUGAAGGUUGAUGAAAAUCUCUUCGAUGCUUUGCAGAUUCGUUCAAGAACUGUUACCCACGGUUACAACACUUACCUUAAAAUUUCGGCUUGAGCGUUUCGAGACUUGAUAAAUCGGCCCCAAAACGGUAUUCACAUCCUAGAAACCAUUACCACUACGAAGCAGUGCAAUACACACGUCUGGAAUGAGAAAGAGAAUAAAAUUCAACUAACAAUUACCAAAGAAACAGCGCUUAAAAUGUUAAACAAUUAAGUCCAACUAAUCAACAAAGGCCUCCCAAAUUUUACCGAGUGCACAAAAAAAACGAAAAUCUUGUAUAACUUGAAUCAACUUGCUAUCGGGAUGUGUUAUCCGGAAUCUUCGGAAACGACAUGAUUUAGCCUAAAACUUUCACAUUGCCAGCCAAAUGCGGAAAUCUUAAAUCAGCACGACGUGUUGCGAAAAGGGCAAAUCGACUAGAGAACUGUACACUAACAUGCACGAUAACUUUAACAAUCACUUACACUUGUAUAUCUUAUGUUUGAAGAAGGAGAAAACUAUUUCUAACCCCCUAAAAGCUUGGAGCAAGGUAGCGAGCAAGAGAGCAACUCUCUCGCUCCGUAGCAACAGGGACAAAGCAGAGAAAAACGGGAGAGUCACUCUCUUGCUCGCUGUCUUGCGCUGAGCACGAUACAAAGAAACUCGCAGAGUGUGCGUAUUAUUAGCUGGUGAGAGUCACUCCACUGACGGUUCAAACUCAUGCACACGCAACACGCAAAUCAGAAAACCAACACAUUCUCACUGCACCGUUUAGAUGUAAAUGAAGAAAAUUAGACGAUCACUUAUGAAAUUUUGAUUUUAAAAUGACGCAGCGUUGACCACAUUCUUUUGCUUCUGGUUACAGGCAAAACAAAAAUCGUAGUGUAAAACGUGGCAUUUUUGCAGAACAUAACCUCAAAACUCUGUAGCUCCAUUUUGGCAUACACGAACGUUAGGGUAGCUUUAAAGAAUGAGGGAAAAGGUAGCAUUUUUUGAAACGCAGAAAACACACAUCUAUACACUUAUAAUUAGCUAAAUUUGCAAAUAUUGCAAUCUACUCUAGUGCAUCUCAAAACAAAACAAAAAAGUGUUUUAAUCUAGAUUUACUAGAGUUACAGAACCAAAAGCCGACAAAAAAAUAAAAAUGAAAGAGAGUAUUGCAUAUAUCUCAAGCAGCCGCGAAACUAAGUUAAGUUAGGCAGUUGUUUGCGCGUACGAUGGUCAGGAAGUUGCUAACCCUUUUAUGGUGACAUUACACUGCGCGAAACUUUGUUUGCAAGCUUGUCAAUACACAGUUUCGACAGAUGUCGCGUUUGUGUUUCCCUAUUCCACUAUGGCAAACUUUCCGACAAACACCAAAACUGUGUUUUGAAAAGUUUGCAAACAAAGUUUCCCGCAGUGGAAUACCACCUUAAGUAGCCUAACCCCCCUUUUGAAAGCAGUAGGAAUACAAUUUCAACAAGUCUCUUCCGUACCGGGAAACCUGCAAAACGGGAUCGCGAAAAUGGUCACAAAGUGACCGUUAAAACGACCCGUGAAAAUCUACUUAAUGCAUCAGGUGAAAAUGUUUACAUUAAUUCAAAUAUAUAAUUAAAUAUUUAUGAUUUGUUUUUCUACGUUAGCGCGUUUUCUACUAAAAUAUCACUACUAUCACUAUUUGUAAGGAAUGUAUCUGUUUGAAAAAUAGGUAAAACCGAAAGGGACAUUUAGAACCAAGCAUGCUUUCAACAUUCAAAAACGAAACAUAGAAUCACAAAACGAAGAAAAUAGAUAAAUUUUGAAGUGCACAGUGACACAAGGACUUCCUUACACAACAAUGCAAAAAAAUAGGCAAAACCAAUAGACAAACAAAAAAAAACUAGAUGUGUUAACCGUUCAACCAGCACAUCAAGAAAAACACAACACACAUUAUAACUGAAAACACCACAGCGAGCAGAGUGGGAAAAGAAGAGCGGAUUGCUUCAUCAACACUGAGAGCAGUUGUUUGUUUCUUUAAUGAAAAAAUAGGUUUUAAUAAGCUGCUAAUUCAAAUAUAGUUGUAUACAAUUGAGGUACCUAUCCUGAAUCAAGAAAGAUAUCAUUUGAAUAAAAAAAGGUGUGAAAAGAAGUACCAACAAAAUUAAAAGAAGAAGAAGAAGCACGACUCUGCUGAAGGUUGAAACUGUGUGUACAUAUACCGGGAUAUAUUUUACAAGAAAUAAAGGUUAUUAUUAUAUCAUGAA
Messenger RNA from Culex quinquefasciatus (southern house mosquito), 8201 nucleotides. RefSeq names its product probable cation-transporting ATPase 13A3 (gene anne). Gene Ontology annotation, cellular component: membrane. The transcript has 2 exons. The coding region runs from base 1333 to 5304 and encodes 1323 amino acids. The record is from RefSeq and is a predicted model, not a curated record. NCBI's taxonomy places the organism in Eukaryota, Metazoa, Arthropoda, Insecta, Diptera, Culicidae. Gene Ontology annotation, molecular function: P-type ion transporter activity; polyamine transmembrane transporter activity; ATPase-coupled monoatomic cation transmembrane transporter activity. Gene Ontology annotation, biological process: intracellular calcium ion homeostasis; polyamine transmembrane transport.